CUGUAAGAGCAUUGCUUUGAGCCUACAGUGAUGCUACUUGCUGCAACAAGCCCUGUCUCCACCGCACAGUACACGGCUGCACUUCACUCCAAUGGAGCCGCAGUUAAAUGGAGCCUCGUAAACUCGGCAUACUGUCCGCGAAGUUAAAAGAAACCAGGACAAACACGAAGUAGAGAAUUAGUGGUUUGAUGGGGCUUUCAAGGAUCAUGAUGCCGUCUAAGCUCCAGCUGCUGGCUGUGUUGGCAUUCGCAGUGGCGAUGCUGCUCAUAGAGAACCAGAUCCAGAAACUGGAGGAGUCAAGAGCCAGACUCGAAAGGACCAUCGCCAGACACCAGUUGGCAGAAGUGGAGCAGCGACACAGUGAAGACAUGGGGCGAGAAUCCCCCCCACUGGCAGAAAAAGACGACAUGGUCAUCAUCUACAACAGAGUGCCCAAGACGGCGAGCACCUCCUUCACCAACAUCGCCUACGACCUGUGUGGGAAGAACCGCUUCCACGUGCUGCACAUCAACACCACCAAAAACAACCCUGUCCUGUCCAUCCAGGACCAGGUGCGCUUCGUCAGAAACGUCACCUCCUGGAGACAGAUGAAGCCGGGCUUCUACCACGGCCAUGUAGCUUAUCUGGACUUCUCCAAAUAUGGAGUGAAAGGUAAGCCCAUGUACAUAAACGUGGUGCGGGACCCCAUCGAGCGCCUGGUGUCCUAUUACUACUUCCUGCGCUUUGGAGACAACUACAGACCCGGGCUUCGGCGGAGGAAACAAGGAGACAAAAAGACCUUUGAUGAGUGUGUGUCAUCGGGCGGGUCGGACUGUGCUCCUGAGAAGCUGUGGCUGCAGAUCCCCUUCUUCUGCGGACAUCAUUCAGAGUGCUGGGAUGCCGGCAGCAGAUGGGCCCUGGAACAGGCCAAGUACAACCUGGUGAAUGAGUACCUGCUGGUGGGGGUCACUGAGGAGCUGGAGGACUUCAUCAUGAUCCUGGAGGCAACGCUGCCUCGCUUCUUCAAGGGAGCCACGGAGCUCUACAGAACGGGCAAGAAGUCCCAUCUGCGAAAGACCACUGAAAAGAAGCACCCCAGCAAGGAGACAAUCGCCAAGCUGCAGCAGUCGGACAUCUGGAAGAUGGAAAACGAGUUUUACGAGUUUGCACUGGAACAGUUUCAGUUUGCGCGCGCUCACGCCGUCAGGGAGAAAGACGGAGAGCUGUUUGUCCUCGCUCAGAGCUUCUUCUACGAGAAGAUCUACCCCAAAGUCAGCUAGGAGCCAGAGAUAGAUGGGGGGGGGGGCACACGGGGACUUUCCAGUACCCCCAAAGUCUUUUACACUGUCACAUGAUACUGGUGGAUGCUCAGAUUCUGACCCUGUUCUGAAACUCUCUUUCUGUGGACUCUCAAUGAGGAAUCCAGUUUUUUAUUGCUGCAGUUUGAGAGAACGUAGAUAUAAACAGUGUGAAAGAGUUUAAAUCAAGGGCAGUGAAAAAAUCACUGGAUCUGAUCAUCUCAAAACCCAAACACUCAAGUUCUGUUGGGUUUUUAAAGUGGAGCGUCAAGAUAAAAGCAGCAACCCUCAACUAGUUUAAAACCUUUUCUGACUGCUUUGAGAAAGAAUUUAGAUCUGGAUAUAACAUCCUGGUACUCAGGUUCUUAAAACCGUAAUUAAUAAAAGAACCCCAGCUGCUGUUGUAUAUAUUAACAUGCAGGAAACAUGUUCUUGGACCAAAUGGUGCAGAAUAAGAUGGACCAUUGCAUCCUUUGGUGCGUGACGAGUAGUUCUCUUUAUUCCUCUGAGGUGUUCUCAAUAUGUUGAACACAUCAUAUCAGUCUUUCAUCACAGGUAGUGAUGUCUCUAUGAGGAGCAGGAGACGGGUCAUGAUGAGGAGACAGCCUUAGGAUGAUUUGAGUGCAGGGUUUACAGGGUAGGGGUCAAGCUGAUAGUGCCUUUAUUACAAUGUUUUUUUACAAUAAUUUUCUAUGAAAUCCCCAAUCAUGUUUUCUCUUUUGUUGUGAAUUCAUAUGAACCGCAGUUCCUUAACGUGUCACAUUCCAUUUACAAUCUAAACAUAAACUGAACCGCACAAUCCUGACUCUUUUGUUCCUGCUGUUUGCUUUUAACACAUUGUGAUCCAAUGUGUAUUUGGUGGCUCAUGAUGAUACGGAGUAGGAAGUAACAUGUUUUAUUUGUUUGGCUGUCUUUAGCAAUGAGUUUUUAAUUUGUCUUUAUUUUUUUAUUUUUUACCGGAAUUUUAGAAGGGAAAGGUUUUUGCCUUCUUUCAAAUUACAGUAUUACUCAACUUUUGCUGUAGUAUUAUGUGUUCAAAAACAAAACUUAUCUGAGACUAUAGAAAACUAUUUUUCUGCAGCAUUCGGAACAUAGAAAAUAAUCCUUUUUUUGUUGGGUUUCUAAAAAACUGUCACUUGUGGUAGUUUUGUUAAUCAAAGCUAAAAAUGAGUUUUCUGCAUUAAUGCAUGGUGUUUGCAAAGGUUAACAUGAAUACAAAUGUGGUAGUUGAAUGUAGCAGAUUAUUAAAGUCAUAACAGCACAAAUAAACCCUACAUGAAGAUGA
Molecule: messenger RNA, 2562 nt
Organism: Eleginops maclovinus (Patagonian blennie)
Lineage: Eukaryota; Metazoa; Chordata; Actinopteri; Perciformes; Eleginopidae
Gene: hs2st1b
Product: heparan sulfate 2-O-sulfotransferase 1b
Exons: 8
Coding region: 189-1259 (356 amino acids)
Cellular component (GO): membrane
Molecular function (GO): heparan sulfate 2-sulfotransferase activity
Source: RefSeq, a predicted model, not a curated record